Messenger RNA from Prunus armeniaca (apricot), 696 nucleotides. The record is from the annotation of a GenBank genome assembly. Lineage: Eukaryota; Viridiplantae; Streptophyta; Magnoliopsida; Rosales; Rosaceae.
AUGGCCGAUCCGUAUCGUAACGUGCCCAAAAGUGACCAACCAACUCCAACCUCCAAUUCUUCCAACCCUGCCUUUAUACUACUUCCUCCUCCCGCUCCUCCUGAUCCUACUCCUCCAGCAGCACACGAUCGAGACUGCUCAUCGUCGCCCAGACCCGGGCCCUCGGGCGCCUCCACAUCCUCAUCGCCCAGGGGCCACCCCGUGUACAGGGGAAUCCGGUCCCGGAGCGGGAAAUGGGUGUCCGAGAUUCGGGAGCCGCGUAAGACGACGCGCAUAUGGCUUGGGACGUACGCCAAGCCGGAGAUGGCUGCGGCUGCCUACGACGUGGCGGCGAUCGCUCUGAAAGGACCCGAUACGGCGCUGAACUUCCCCAACUCGAUUCUUACGUAUCCGAUACCGGCUUCCUCUGCUGCGAGUGACAUACGCGCUGCGGCGGCUAGGGCAGCUCAGUCGAGGGCAGAGAUGAUAUCUGCCGGCGUGAGCGGAGGGAGAUCGGAGCCGGGUGGGGUAAAAAAUGAGGAGGGUAGGGUUGGGCAGGAGGAGGAGGAGGAGGAGUUUAUGGAUGAGGAAGCGCUUUUGAAUAUGCCGAAUUUGCUGGUGGACAUGGCGGAGGGAAUGCUGGUGAGCCCCCCGAGAAUCUCUUCCGAGGACUCGCCUGGGAAUUCCGAUGGAGGAGAAAAUCUCUGGAGCUAUUAA